AUGGCGGUAGCCGUGCAACCAGCCAUCGACACGCUCUCUCUUCCUCCCGUCGGUGCUGCCGUCUCUUCCUCUCACCAACCUCUACCAGCCGAACCAGUCGCGCCCUCAACGGCAUCAAACCCGCCACCAGAUGUACCCGUCCACUCCAGCAUUCGCAUCAGCGACGAGCGACAGCUGCUCGCCCACGAUCGCGUGGUGCUGAGCGACGUGCCGCCGUCGCUCGUGCUCACGCCGCACGCGGGGGGAUUGGGAGAUUCGGGCAAAGGGGCGGGGGAGGCGGAGGCACAGGGCGUGUUUCUGGGGAGUCGGUUCCGCGAGGCGCACAGCUGGCACGUGUUCCGCCUGGGCGUGCUCCGGGGCGCGCGGUUCCUGUGCUGCUUCCGCUUCAAGCUCUGGUGGAUGACGCAGCGCGUGGGCAGCAGCGGGCGCGAGGUCCCCGUGGAAACGCAGUUCCUGCUGCUCGAGCUCCCCCCGCAGCAGCAGCAGCAGCAGCAGCAGCAGCAGCAGCAGGACAGUGGGGGUGAGGGGAGGGUUGUGGGGGAGGAGGCGGGCGGCAGCGCGAGCGCGAGGGUGUACGUGGUGGUGCUGCCGCUGCUGGACGGGUCCUUCCGUGCGGCGCUGCAAGGCUCGCCCUCCGACCAUCUUGAAGUGUGCCUCGAGAGCGGCGACCCCCAGGUGUGCACGGAUGAGUCACUGCACGCUGUGUACAUGCACAGCGGCACCAACCCCUACUCCAUUAUCGCCGAUGCUGUCAAGGCGGUGGAGCAGCACACGGGGUCGUUCCUGAGGCGGGAGGAGAAGCAGCUGCCAGGGCUGCUGGACUGCUUCGGGUGGUGCACGUGGGACGCCUUCUACACCAAGGUGGACGCUCACGGCGUCAAGCAGGGGCUUGCUAGGUGGACUGGACAGGACACACAGGGCGUGAAAGAGGGGCUGGCAGGAAAGUCAGUUGGUGAGGCAGGGGAGGCUCGCAAGGUGCGUGCAGGCAAGCAGGGGCCGCAGGCAACGAAUUUCUGCUCCACCCGUCCCCCCUCUCCCACUCCAACCUUCCCCCCUCUCCCACUCCAACGGUCCAACCUUCCCCCCGUUCCCACUCCUCCACCCAUCCCCCCUCUCCUACUCCAAUCUUCCCCCCGUUCCCACUCCUCCACCCAUCCCCCCUCUCCCACUCCACCCACCCCCCCUCUCCCACUCCACCCAUCUCCCCCCCCUCACCCCACCCCUCCUGCCUCUCCCACUCCACCCAUCCCCUCUCUCCCACUCCACCUAUCUCCCAUCCCCUUCACCAUGCAUCUGGCAGAAGGCAACACGCCGGCCAAGUUCCUAAUCAUCGAUGACGGAUGGCAAUCAGUGGCGGCUGACUCACAUGAGGACUCCAGUGCCACCAUCACUGUCGGCACACAGUAUGCAAGUCGCCUCACAGACCUCAAGGCCAACUACAAGUUCAAGCAGCAGCAGCAGCAGCAGCAGCAGCAGCAGCAGCAGCAGCAGCAGCAGCAGGGGGAGGGGGAGGAAAAGGAGGGUGAAGGGCGGGUGGAGAAGGGGCAGGGAGAUGAGGGGCCGAGUGAGCUGGGCGAGGCAGCGGGCAUGGUGCACGGGCUGGGGCAGGUGGUGCGCGAGGUGAAGGCUGCUCACGACCUCAAGUACGUGUACGUGUGGCACGCACUGAUGGGCUACUGGGGAGGAGUCCGCCCGCACGCCAGCACCAUGCAGCAGUUCGACCCAGCCCUGGUCUUCCCAGUGCCUUCCCCCUCCAUCCUGCUCAACCAGCCCGACAUGGCCCACGACUCCCUCACCCUCAACGGGCUGGGCGUGGUCAGCCCCGCCAAGGUGUUCCAUUUCUACGACGCACUGCACGGGUAUCUGGCCGCGUGCGGGGUGGACGGGGUGAAGGUGGACGUGCAGAAUAUUCUAGAGACGCUGGGCGCGGGGUAUGGGGGACGGGUGGCGUUGGCGAGGGGGUAUCAUGAGGCGCUGGAGAGGAGCGUGGCGAAAAACUUUGAGGAGAAUGGGGUGAUCGCGUGCAUGAGUCAUAAUACCGACGGGCUGUACUCGGCGAAGCAGACAGCAGUGGUGCGGGCGUCCGAUGACUUCUGGCCCACCGACCCCGCCUCGCACACCGUGCACAUCGUCUCUGUGGCGUACAACAGCCUGUUCCUGGGCGAGUUCAUGCAGCCCGACUGGGACAUGUUCCACUCGCUGCAUCCAGCAGCGGAGUUCCACGCAGCAGCACGCGCCGUGGGGGGAUGCGCCGUUUAUGUCAG
This is a messenger RNA of Closterium sp. Naga37s-1, 2264 nucleotides long. NCBI's taxonomy places the organism in Eukaryota, Viridiplantae, Streptophyta, Zygnematophyceae, Desmidiales, Closteriaceae. The record is from the annotation of a GenBank genome assembly.